Molecule: messenger RNA, 4602 nt
Organism: Hemicordylus capensis (graceful crag lizard)
Lineage: Eukaryota; Metazoa; Chordata; Lepidosauria; Squamata; Cordylidae
Product: heparan sulfate glucosamine 3-O-sulfotransferase 3A1-like
Exons: 2
Coding region: 27-1043 (338 amino acids)
Molecular function (GO): [heparan sulfate]-glucosamine 3-sulfotransferase activity
Source: RefSeq, a predicted model, not a curated record
GGCCCCGGCGCGGGGGGCCGCCUAGCAUGGCCCGGGGAGGGGCGCCCCCCGCCUCAUCGUCUGGCCCGGAGCCCCUGCCCCGCCGCGCCUUGCGGAAGCUGCUGCUGGUCCUCGGCUCCCUGCUCAUGUCUCUCUACGCCAGUUACUGCCUAGCCGGGGCGGCGCGCGUCCUCGCCAGGGAUCCGGCCCCGAUUCCGGUCUCUCAGGGCGAGGAGGCGGCCGGCACGCCCCGGGAUCCUUUGCUGCAACCCCAGCCAGGGGGAGAGGGCAACAAGCGGCUGCCCCAAGCGGUGAUCAUCGGCGUGAAGAAGGGCGGCACUCGAGCGCUGCUCGAGUUUCUGCGGGUGCAUCCGGAUGUGAGGGCUGCGGGCGCCGAGCCGCACUUCUUCGACCGCAACUAUGGCCGGGGACUCGCUUGGUACAGGGAUUUGAUGCCAAGAACGCUUGAUGGACAGAUCACCAUGGAGAAAACUCCCAGCUACUUUGUGACCAAGGAAGCACCGGCUCGUAUCUCUGCCAUGUCAAAGGGCACCAAGCUCAUUGUGGUGGUGAGAGACCCAGUUACCAGAGCCAUUUCUGACUACACACAGACUCUGUCCAAGAAACCCGACAUCCCCACCUUUGAGAGCCUGACCUUCAAAAACAGGACUACGGGCCUUAUCGAUACCUCCUGGAGUGCCAUCCAGAUCGGCAUUUAUGCCAAGCAUCUGGAAAACUGGCUCCUGUAUUUCCCCAUUGGGCAAAUCCUCUUUGUCAGUGGGGAGCGGCUAAUCAGUGAUCCAGCAGGGGAGUUAGGCCGAGUCCAGGACUUCCUUGGCCUCAAGAGGAUCAUUACAGAUAAACACUUCUACUUCAACAAAACCAAGGGUUUUCCAUGCCUGAAAAAGGCAGAAGGCAGUAGCAAACCCCACUGCCUAGGCAAAACAAAAGGACGGACCCACCCCAAUAUAGACCAGAAGGUGGUGCAGAGGCUACGAGAGUUCUAUAGGCCUUUCAACAUGAAGUUCUACCAGAUGACUGGCCAUGACUUUGGCUGGGACUGAGGCUGGAAAAAAUAAUUUAAAGAAAUAAAAACGAAAAAUAUAUUUUUGUACAUAUCAAUAGAGAAGGGAAAUUAAUAUUUGUGCUAAUGUCUGGUGAUUCCAGUUAAUAUUUUCUUUUGGAUGCAAAUGUCACAGUUUUCUAUUUUAUGUAUUUUGUUGACCUUUCCACAGGUCCAGGCUGUGAAUUGAAGUCUGACUCAAUUCACUUGUUUAUUUACCUCAGUGAGACCAAACCAUGGCCUCAUCUUGAUAGACACAAGACACAACUUUCCAUCUGGCAUCUUUGAAUUUUCCCCCAGUAGUUUGGAGCCAUCAGUCUGUAAUUUUCUGGGGUCAGUGCACAGAUUUUUUUAAAGUGAUACUGACUGGUGACUUUUGUGACCAAAAUAAUCAGGAUUGGAAGGUAUCUCUCUAGUUCGGCUGCAGCCCUACCAUGUCAUAUGAUGUGAAGAGUUAAGAUGACUUUGGCAUCACAAAAGUCUCUUAGAACAAAUAUCAUGAGGGUAUAUAUUUGCAGAGAGCAUCAUGAUGUGUAUUCAGUAAACACUUAGCUGGGUAGUUCAAAUUACAAAGUAUUGAACAAAGAUGUGUAGCUAUUCACUCACCUGAUUUCCACUUAACUCAACAAACAACACACAACAGAAAUCAGCUGUACCCAGAUAGUGCCCAAUACCAUCAAGGAGAGGAGCAAUCUCUCUAGUCCUAUUGAAGCAUUACAAUUUCCCAAGGUAUAACAGUGGUUCUCUGUUUGUACUUCUAAAGCUAAAGUACACCUUUGGGAUUGGGUCAUUAGGCAUUUGCGGAAGAGUGGUGUGAGGCCUUGUCCAAACACAUGACUCUAAACCUAGAUGUUUUCACAGAGAAGAUCCAAUAUUCAAACUAAUUAAGAUAAAGUAUCUUCAUUAUGGUUUGAAAGGCUUUUCAAAGCCUUACUCCUCCACCCCCAACUCACCCACCUGUUGUCUCCAUAAAGCCUUAUAUUAGCUCAGAUUUCUCUAGCCAGAGCCCAGUGACAGCUGGGCUGAGCCGAAGAGUCAACAGUAGGGAGCAACAAAACCAAGUCAUUUUCUCUGCCAUCCCCCCACUUAAGCACAAGAGGCCAUGAGGUCAUUGUGCGCACUACCUUCAGCCAAUCCACUCAGCCUCCUUUCUCAGCUCAGAAUGUUCUGUCUCUAGCCUUCAGCUCUAUUCUGGCAGUGUCUUGUGCCAUAAAACAUCUGGGUAAACAUGUGAUAAUACCCAAACAAAGAAGGGAAAGUAGCGAAUAGGUCACUUGAGAAUGUAACACAGGACAAAGCUGGCUUGCUCUAGCUCACAGCGACCUUUUACUCUGAGGGACUUCUGAGGGCUUGAUUCAUCCCAAAUAUAGUGAUCAGUGAUAACAUAUUGAAAAGACUACGCUGACUGUGACCCAAAGAGUGGAAAGAGCAGCAGCAGCAGCAACUGUGUUAUCCUGUGCUUUCUCAGCUUAUUCAAACAGCAGUAUACUCCGGAGUGGAUGCUAUACUGGGAUGGGAGUUAUCCUGGCCACGAAACACCAUGGUAUCAUUUGUUUGAAAGCCUUUCCAUUAACAGCACAUGGAAGAGAUUGGAAAAAAUGGCCCCCAGCCCCCAAGUUCUUGGCUUUUCCAAAACUUCCUUGGGGGUGGGGGAAGGAAUCCUUUUUCAAACAACAACAAAAGGUAACCUUCAAAACCGGAGCAAUGAACUGUUCCUCAAAUUCAAAACACAGAAACAUUCUAACAAUUGUAAAUAUCUGUCAUCAUCUGACCAGCUAAGAUGAUGAGCUGAUAUUGGCACUGAUACCAACUGAGGCCAACCAUUCUUUCACACAUUUUCAGCCACCAUGAGUCCAGAAGGGCGAUCCUCAUCAGUUGUACAGCCUUGCAAUGUGUGAGUUACAUCCCUACAAUACAAAUAUGUCACAGCCAGUGAUUUGGCCUGGCAUCUUCUGAAUCAAGCUUCUUCAUUAUAAGGCCCAGGGGCCAGUGGUGACUCCCCAUCAACCCUUAGUGUGGCACCCUUAAUAAUUGUUUACUGGGCCUGUGUGAAGCUUUGGCCAGAGCUGAAUACUCUGCACAGUCCCCUGGCACCAUGCAGAGAUGGUGACCAUUCUCACCAUGCAGUGUUGUGCUUUGCCCAGUGCUGGGGACUCCUUUAAGGGAAAUGGAGCCUCCUUGAGCCCCUGCACCAUCUUGAAAGGCAUGCACAGAGAGCUGGGAAGUGAAGCCCUUCUGAGAGCGCUUAAGAGAGGGCUCCAUCUCUCUUAAAGGGCCCUCCCAGUGCUGAAAAAAGCACAGUACAGGGAAACCUCGUUAUCCAUGGAUUCAUUAUCCAUGGAUUUGCGUAUCUGCGGUCAGGAAAAAGACACCCAACUUCGGCAUACAUGGGGGGGAACCCAACAACAUGUCGACCUCCCAUACCAUUUUGUUUCUCAGAGCCUCAAAAUGGCUCCAUCUUAAAACAACAAACACUGAUUUUCGGCCCAUUUUCAGCCAAUCUGGGGGCAUUCCAGGGCACAACAUGACUCUGGGGGAGCAGCAAAGCAUGGUGCAGGCUCCCCCCCCAAAAAAAAAAUUGGCCAAUUUUUGGAGAUUUUCCCGAUGACCAGGAACCUAAUCCCUGGGAUCCCAAAGCCCCCAGUGCCUUGAUAUUUGCAGUUUCCCUAUCCGUGGUUGCAGCCAGGAAUGGAACCCCUGCAAAUAUCUAGGUCCUCCUGUACUGUGUGUGGGGGUCAGCACAGUGGCAAACAGUUCUCACAUUGAAGAGUUUGGGUUGGGUUAGGUUUUUUGGCCAAAGUGGCUUUCAUUUGAAAAAUAGUGAAGAUCAUUGCUCUAUAUUAUUACUUAGUAGCAGAGCAACUAUGAGGAUCAGACUAUAAUUACACUAUAGACCUAGAACAAUCUCUUUCUUUCAGUUAAUAUUUGUUAACUGUAGUUCUUCUGUUGCAGGCUGUUAGACUUCAUCCCUUGUUGCUCCUGCUCACAUUUCCAGUGCUGAGGGCUAAACUAGAUGUGACAGUGACUGACAUAUAUUUCUUUUCACAUGUUUGUGCUGUUCAUAUGUAAGGUGAGACAUUGGAGGGCUUACUUUGAUAGUUUAAAAAAAAGCAUGCAGGAGAGGGGUGCUGUACUUUCCCCCACUCCCCACCUUACCUCCCUUCCAUCCAUUGCUUUGCUGCUUUUCUAUAUUAUCAGCUUACUUCCAGUACCAGAGCCAAGAAGGGGGAAAGAUGUUGAAUAGGGUUGUGCGGGGUUUUUUUUCUGUUUUGUUUUUGGCCCGAAUCUGAAACACCCCCAUUUUAUUCUUUGUUCGAAACCAUCCAGUCUGAAACACCCCAUUUUGUUCUUUGUUAGAAAUUGCAAAAUCUGAAUUCAAAAUGUUUUGGAUUUUAAAAAAUGGCCCCAGGGCAAAACUAGUGGGUGGGGGUGGUAGUGCCCAAUGGGUGGAAGCUACCACCCAAAUUUCAGAGGAAUUGGGCAAAGGGCUGAUUUUUGGAAAUUUUUGAUAUUUAAGAUUUUCCCCAUGGGCAAUAAUGGAGGUUUCAGCAGCCCCAUAA